AUGGAGAUGUCAGCAGCUGCAGGUGGCCUGGGGAUGUCAGGUCACCAUCAGGGCUCAAACACGGUGAAGAGGAGGAGGUGGGGAGGUUUGAGGCAGCAGUGGAAGCUUCUGGGCUUGUUUGAGAUUGAUCAGCAGCACGAGUUCUACAGCCUGACCUGCAUGAUGAAGGAGGGAUUGGCGGCAGCUACCCAAAACACCAUUGACAAUGCACCUACAAAUGAACUGUCAGAUACUGACUUCAAAUUAGAGGUCACUCAGAUACAUAAGGAUUUUACAAUGGAGACGUUUGCUGGCCCAGUGUUUGCCAGCCUGCGUGGCUCUUUAGGAAUGACUGAGCAAGAGUAUCAGCAGUCGCUCUGCUCUGAAAACUGCUACCUCCAAUUCAUCAGUAACUCCAAGAGCAAGGCCGACUUCUUCUUGACAAAUGAUAAACGCUUCUUUUUGAAGACCCAAAACAAAAGGGAAAUCAAAUUCCUUCUGGCCAACCUGAAGAUCUACAUGGAACAUCUGAAGAAAUACCCCCAUUCACUGCUGGUCAAGUUCUUAGGUGUUCACAGGAUCAAAAUCCCACACAGGCGGAAGAAAUACUUCAUUGUUAUGCAAAGUGUGUUUUAUCCUGAUGAUCGCAUCAAUGCCAGGUACGACAUAAAGGGCUGUGAGGUGAGUCGCUGGACAGAGCCUGCACCAGAAGGAAGCCAGAUUAUUGUGGUUCUCAAAGAUCUCAACUUUGAAGGCCAGUACAUCACUCUGGACCAACAGCGUUCCUGGCUGCUACGGCAGGUGGAGAUCGACACAAACUUCCUUCGGAGGCUUAAUGUGUUGGACUACAGCCUCCUCCUGGCUCAUCAGCCCUUACACAAUGAUGAACGCCACCCGAGUCUCUCCUUCGCCACUCUCAUCAUGAGAACAAAAAAAUCUGUGAAUCCAGGCUCCAGCCCUAUCCAUGCAGGCAUAGCUACUGUCCCUGGGGCAGUCCCAGAAGAUGAGUCCGCAUCACUUACGUCUAAAACAGAUGGCAGCUAUUUGAAGCAAUCACAUGCAGGAGUUGCAUCAAGCGGUGGCACUCUUCAAACAUGCCCAGGGCAUGCAGGACCAGGCAGUGACGCAGCUGAACUUCCAGACUUCAGGGCCCAAAACCGACGUUUACUGCCCAACUUAAAGAAUCCUCUGCAUGUCAUUGAUGGGCCUGAGCAGCGCUACUUCAUCGGCAUCAUUGACAUUUUCACAGUUUACAGUUUUAAGAAGAGGCUGGAGCAUUUGUGGAAGACGUUGAGACAUCCAGGCCGAUCCUUCUCCACUGUCAGUCCACAGACUUACUGCCUCAGAUUAUGUAACUGGGUACAGGAUCAUACCAAAUAGAACCUGCAUCAAGUGGUGGAAACUUAUCACCAGCUCUCACUGAGCAUGUCUUAACAACUAAAUGGCCAACCAAAGUCCUCACACAUGCAUUGACAUGGAACAAAUUUAUCUCCAUCUAUGGCAUCAUAUUUGUGCCUCACUUAAACACUCAGAGCACUGAAAAAUAUUUGAUGCAAGCAAAAUACAUUGAGACUGAUAGUUUGCGAUUGAAUUUUGCAAAAACAAAAAAUGCUUCUGACUUCAGUUCUCCUCUUGGCUAAAAUUGCAACACAUUGCGAUACUUUUACCAGUUGAAAGACCUGGAGAACUUGAGAGCAUGUAGACUGUAGCAGGGAUGUUGAGAGAGGGUUUAAGAGGGCAUAGAGCAGGUAAAGAGGGGUAAUGAGUGAAACUAAGCAAGAUAAAGACUAUUAUUUAAGUUAAUGUGGAAAAUGGGAAACAAACAAUUACACUGAGCACAGAAAACAUUUUUGUUUGCUUAAUUGGGAUUUAGGGGCAUCUAUGGGCAGAGAUUGUAUUAAAUAUUCAUAACUGUUUUAAUUAGUUUAUAAUC
Epinephelus lanceolatus (giant grouper) is the source of this 1912-nucleotide messenger RNA. It is a transcript of the gene pip5kl1, whose product is annotated as phosphatidylinositol-4-phosphate 5-kinase-like 1. Gene Ontology annotation, molecular function: 1-phosphatidylinositol-4-phosphate 5-kinase activity. The record is from RefSeq and is a predicted model, not a curated record. NCBI's taxonomy places the organism in Eukaryota, Metazoa, Chordata, Actinopteri, Perciformes, Serranidae. Gene Ontology annotation, cellular component: plasma membrane. Gene Ontology annotation, biological process: phosphatidylinositol phosphate biosynthetic process.